Messenger RNA from Pediculus humanus corporis (human body louse), 384 nucleotides. RefSeq names its product ejaculatory bulb-specific protein 3 precursor, putative. The coding region runs from base 1 to 384 and encodes 127 amino acids. The transcript is spliced from 2 exons. NCBI's taxonomy places the organism in Eukaryota, Metazoa, Arthropoda, Insecta, Psocodea, Pediculidae. The record is from RefSeq and is a predicted model, not a curated record.
AUGAAAACGACGUUAAUAUUUUUUUUUGCAUUUAUCGCUUGUGCAUUUGCUCUAACAAUCUCGAGUUAUUCAACAAGGUACGAACACAUUAAUCUAGAUGAUGUUCUCUAUAAUAACAGACUUUUAAAAAAUACUUAUAAAUGUAUGAUCGGAACGGGAAGAUGUACAGCAGAAGCCAACAAAUUAAAAGCUUAUUUUCCGGACAUGUUAGAAACAAAAUGUUCAAAAUGCACACCGAGACAAAAGAAAAAAAUAAAAAAAGCAGUCACAUUUUUAAUGAAACACAAACCGGAAAUGUGGGAAGGAUUACUUGAUAAAUACGAUCCGAAAAGAGAAUUGUCAAAAGAUAUGCUAACGGAUCCUAAUUUUUUGGGUAAAAUAUAA